UUAUUUAUACACCUCCUUUGGCCUCUUGCAUCAUCAGCUAGUUUACUUGCGCUGGGCAAGUCUCUAGUGCCAGCUUGUUUACUUGUAGAUCCAGGCUCUCUCCUCUCCAAGCCUUUAGCACAGCAAAGUCCCAGUGCCAUCCCUGUUCUGCCGUUGUAUGUGAACCCUCCUAUGCAAUAGCAAGAUCUCCAUCUCUCUCAGCUCUCUCCAGCUUCAUUUCCACUCAAGAGUUGAGCACGGAUGAAGAGGCCGACCAGCAGAGGUUCUUCAAUGGUCAGCGGGCAAGCAACCACAGAUCUACAAGAAGAUAGCUGCAGGUCCAUGGAGCCGCACGGAGUGGACGGCGAUGCUACGGCCGCGGCUGAGCGCGACGACGUGGACGCCGGGGCGUACGACGAGGAGGUGGACGAAGAAGAGGAGCUCGCAGGGUCCCGCGGCGGCCUCGGGGAGAAGAAGCGGCGGCUGGCGGCGGAUCAGGUGCGCGCCCUGGAGCGGAGCUUCGAGGUAGACAACAAGCUGGACCCAGAGCGCAAGGCCCGGAUCGCGCGCGACCUCAGCCUCCACCCGCGCCAGGUCGCCGUCUGGUUUCAGAACCGCCGCGCGCGCUGGAAGACCAAGCAGAUCGAGCGCGACUUCGCCGCGCUCCGCGUGCGCCACGACGCACUCCGCGUCGAGUGCGACGCGCUCCGCCGCGACAAAGACGCCCUCGCCGCCGAGAUAAAGGAGCUGAGGGGCAUGGUGGAAAAGCAGAUGGAGGUGAAGCUGGAGUCCGCGGCGGAGGAGCUGCUGCCGGUGGCGACGAGGUCAGCAGCAGCAGCCGCUGUGUAUAACAAGGACGGGUCGACGGACAGCGACUCGAGCGCCGUGUUCAACGAGGAGGCGUCGCCCUACCCUUACUCCGGCGCGGCCUUAGACCAUCAGCAGCAGCAAGAAACCAGCCACCCGCUGGGCUUCACGGGUUUCACCUCCUUCUUGACGUCCUCUUUCCCUUCCGUAUACCAUGGGGAUUCGCAUUUGGACCAGGAAGCGGACGGCUUCUUCAGCGCCGCCGCCGCCGGCGACGGAUUCUUCGCCGAGGAGCAGAGCGCAGGCAUCGGCAGCUGGUACGGCGGUGAGGGUUGGUAGAACAGCAACAGCUAAGCUGUUGGCUGCCUGGAGGCUGGAGAUCACUCUUGGUAUCGUAUCUACCAUUCUUGUAAAAUAUGGCGCUGUACAUUAUAUUAUGCAUGCAUGGGUCCGGGACGCGGUAACUAUAUACUACUAUGUAGAGUUAAUUUAUAUGGAGUAGUUAAUUUCUGUAUUUUUCACUGGCGGGCUGAAAGCCUGAAACACGGGCUACGAGAGGAGAUAGGCCGGGUAAUACGGUUAUUGUUCUAUAAAUCUUGGUUGACAUGCAGUUAAUUUUU
Molecule: messenger RNA, 1406 nt
Organism: Zea mays
Lineage: Eukaryota; Viridiplantae; Streptophyta; Magnoliopsida; Poales; Poaceae
Biological process (GO): positive regulation of DNA-templated transcription
Cellular component (GO): nucleus
Molecular function (GO): sequence-specific DNA binding; DNA-binding transcription factor activity, RNA polymerase II-specific
Source: RefSeq, marked provisional